AUGUGUGGCCCCGAAGUGGUGCCCAGGGCGCUCGCGGGGACAAUUGCUGCGCCCCUCGUCGAGCAGGACCGCCAAGGCCUCGAGCGCCUCCCCUUCUCCGGCGAGGGCCCCCUCGGCACCUUCUGGGACUGGAACUGCGGCCUGAGCUGCCGGACCGAGGCCCUCCCGCCGCCUAGCUGGGUGCCCGCGCACCUCCGCACGCACAGCCGCACCGUCCGCGUGCACUACGUGGCCCAUGGGCCGGUGGACGCGCCCCCCCUCGUCCUGGUGCACGGGUUCGGCUCCAGCGCCUACCACUGGCGGUACAACAUCCCGGAGCUGGCGCGCGAGUACCGCGUGUACGCCCUGGACCUCGUGGGGUUCGGCUGGAGCGACAAGCCCCUCGGAGACUUCCGGUACGGCGCGGAGACGUGGGCGGAGCAGCUGCGGGCCUUCAUCAGCGACGUGGUGGACCCGACGGGGGCGCGGCCGCCCGUGCUGGUGGGCAACUCGCUCGGUGGGUUCGCCUGCCUGCACCUGGCGCGGACGGUCCCGGCCGCGGUGCGCGGGCUGGUGCUGAUCAACAGCGUGGGGCACUACUCCACGCGCGAAGAGGACCUCGCCAAGGCGAGGACCGCGCGCGGCAGGCUCCGCAACGCCGUCGGGCCCGUCCUGGGCGCCUUCCGCGGCGUCGCGCUGGCGCUGGCCUUCAUGCGGACCAAGCGCCCGGAGACCAUCAAGAGGGUGCUGCAGGCGGUGUACACGAACCCGCGGAACGUCGACGACGAGCUCGUCGCGUCCAUCGUGCAGCCCGCGGAGCACCCGCACGCCGAGCAGGUCUUCCAGCGCAUCAUCAACGCUGCUGCCGAGGACGCGCGCAGCGGGACGAUGGAGGAGGCGCUCGCGAGCGUGACGUGCCCGAUGCUGCUCCUCUGGGGCCUCAACGACCCCUGGAUCUCCCGUGACAAGCUCGCGUACAUCCAGCAGCGCGUGCCGGACUGCGCGGUGGCCGGAAUCGACGCCGGGCACUGUGUCCACGACGAGGCGCCGCGGGAGGCCAACGCGUCGAUGCUGACGUGGCUGGCGGCCCUCGACGGCGCGUCGCGGUGA
Pedinophyceae sp. YPF-701 is the source of this 1089-nucleotide messenger RNA. The record is from the annotation of a GenBank genome assembly. Lineage: Eukaryota; Viridiplantae; Chlorophyta; Pedinophyceae.